Molecule: messenger RNA, 1194 nt
Organism: Lentinula edodes (shiitake mushroom)
Lineage: Eukaryota; Fungi; Basidiomycota; Agaricomycetes; Agaricales; Omphalotaceae
Exons: 11
Coding region: 268-1194 (308 amino acids)
Source: RefSeq, a predicted model, not a curated record
GUUCACGAACUAUGUUGCAAUAGUUACCUCAAACAGUUGAGGCGUUGAUAUCGAUCCUUCUGCUCUCUGAUUCUUUGUUACUAUCGAGUAGGCUUUGAUGAAUUGAGGUACAUCCCUAUGUAUAUGAUUUGUUCAGUACAGACAAGUUAUGAUUUUCUCACUGUUUCGAGAUGACCUCCGACUCCAGCGAUUGAGCAGUGUUAUAAACUUUCCUUCGCCUCCCUUUAUUUCAGUUCCUCUUUUGCUCUUGUCGCUCUGCUUCCAGUGAUGGACACCAUUUCUUCUACGCUUCUUCAAGCAUACUUUCGUGACCGGGUGUUGUUAUCGAAUUUCGUCGCAUCAAGCAUCGUAAUGUUCUUGUACGAUUGGAUGCUCAUGCUCCCAGCGGAGAUAGAAUUCGUUUGGACAGCUAGCCUGCGACGACCUUUGAAUGUCCUUUAUAUCAUCCAAAGAUAUAUGCCAUUUGUUGACACUGUUGCAAUUCUCUUCGUAGUCUCAUUCGUGCAGCCAAUAGACUCAGAGGCGUGUCGUAUUUUAUACAACAUCAGCGGAUGGAUGUAUAUCACUGGAAUAGCCCUCACGGACGUCCUCCUUACUGCGAGAACCUGGGCGUUAUGGGGGAAAGAUAUCAGGCUGACAAUCGGCCUCCCUGUUUUCUUCAUGUGUUGCUGGGUACCCAACUUCUACAUAAUGCAUCGGUUUCUACGGUCGCAAACAUUCUUACCAUCUCCCCUCCCGCAAGAGAUUGGCUGCGUAAUUCUCGGUGGUCAACCAAUACUUUAUUUAUGCUGGGUCCUCCUGACAAUCUACGAAGCUGGUGAGAACUUACUCUCCUCUUUCCCUUGCUGUUCUUCGAUAUGUACAGUUCGCACUGGAAGGUGGUUGACCCGCGUUGUCUAUAGAGAUGGUAUCACGUACUACAUCAUAAUUUUCCUAUGGUCUGUCGUAAAUGUGGUCGCGAUACUAUUGCUUCCGCAUGUUUUCGAAAAUCUUUUUAGCUCCUACCAGCGUGUGAUGCAUACCGUCCUCACUAGCAGAGCAAUUCUGCACAUGCGAAGCAAAUCUCGCAAGUUUCCGACAACGAGGUCGCUGGCCAUUGUGGUGACCCAGGAACAUGUGAUUUCAGGACUAGAUGAUGAAGACACACAACGUACAAGAACAGCCAAUGAUAUGGAAUUAUCACUCUUGCAUUGA